Nymphaea colorata (pocket water lily) is the source of this 2160-nucleotide messenger RNA. RefSeq names its product probable histone-arginine methyltransferase CARM1. Lineage: Eukaryota; Viridiplantae; Streptophyta; Magnoliopsida; Nymphaeales; Nymphaeaceae. Gene Ontology annotation, molecular function: protein-arginine N-methyltransferase activity. The record is from RefSeq and is a predicted model, not a curated record. Bases 175 to 1878 code for a protein of 567 amino acids. Gene Ontology annotation, biological process: peptidyl-arginine methylation. The transcript is spliced from 15 exons.
GAGCCGAGAGGGAGUGGCGGAGAGCGAGAGUGUGUAUAUAUAUAUAUAUAUAUAUACACACUCAGACUUCAGAGGGUUGAGAAAAGGGCGCCGUUUGCCUUUCCCCUCCCCCUGCGGGCGCGCGAGAGAGUGAUACGGAGAGCGAAAAACCCUAGCCUUGGGAGAGAGAGAAGGAUGGCCUCCGUCGUCGACGCCGAGAGGAGGUUCGAGUUUCCCAAUAUAUUAAUCUCCGUGCAUUCUCCUUCAUCUUCCGCUUCUUGCCCGCCUCCUCCACCGUCUUCUUCUUCGUCGUCUUCGCCGCCGUCUUUUUCACCAUCAACUGCUUCGGCUUCGUCUUCGUCUUCUUCGUCGCCGUCUGGGAAGUCCGAGGUGGUUGCCCGUUUUAGUGCGGAUGGAGACGCCAUCCGGCUACGGUUCCAUCAGGGGAAUGAUGACGUGGUCGUGGAGUUUGACCUUGGGAGUUCUCAGAUUCUCGCCCUAAGUCCUACAGAAUCAAUAUGCAUUGACAAUUUUCACUCAAAUAAGUUGAAGAGAUCUUAUUCUAGGGCAGUUACUAUGACAUUUAGAACAGAAGAAGAAAGCCAAUCCUUCCACCAAGCAUUUGAACAGUGGAAAUGUGCAGGUGGUGAAUCAGGGGCUGUAUCACAGCUGGAGAAGGGAUUUGUAUCUACUAAUAGAAGCAAGUUUGAUGAAAAAAUCGAGUCAGCAUCUGCUAAAAUGUACUUUCAUUACUAUGGACAGCUGCUGCACCAGCAAAACAUGUUGCAAGAUUAUGUGAGGACAGGUACAUAUUAUGCUGCAGUGAUUGAGAACCGUGUAGAUUUUCAGGAUCGUAUAGUGGUUGAUGUUGGUGCUGGCAGUGGUAUCCUUUCCUUGUUUGCAGCUCAGGCUGGAGCAAAGCAUGUUUACGCCAUUGAGGCAUCUGAUAUGGUAGACUAUGCACGCCAACUGAUUUCAGGCAACCCACUGCUGGAGCAGCGAAUAACGGUUGUCAAGGGAAAAGUUGAAGAGGUGGAGUUGCCUGAGAAAGCUGAUAUCCUAAUCUCUGAACCCAUGGGCACCUUGUUAGUCAAUGAAAGGAUGUUGGAGUCAUAUGUGAUAGCGAGAGAUCGUUUUCUUACAUCAGACGGCAAAAUGUUUCCAACACUUGGCAGGAUACACAUGGCACCAUUUAGCGAUGAAUAUCUUUAUGUUGAAAUUGCAAAUAAGGCUCUUUUUUGGCAGCAGAAUAAUUACUACGGUGUUGACCUUACUCCCUUGUAUGGUUCUGCAUUCAAGGGAUAUUUUGCUCAGCCUGUGGUUGACGCAUUUGAUCCAAGAUUAUUGGUUGCUCCAGCUGUAUUUCAUACUCUGGAUUUCUCUAGGAUGAAGGAGGAGGAUCUCUACGAAAUUGACAUCCCACUUCAUUUUGUAGCUUCUGUUGGCACUAGAGUCCAUGGUCUCGCAUGCUGGUUUGAUGUGCUAUUUGAUGGAAGUUCGGUGCAGCGGUGGCUGACCACGGCUCCUGGUGCUCCAACAACCCAUUGGUAUCAAUUGCGAUGUGUGCUUUCCCAGCCUCUCUAUGUCAUGGCUGGGCAAGAGAUUACAGGGCAGCUUCAUUUGGUUGCUCACAAUGCACAGAGCUACACGAUGCACCUUACCAUGACAACAAAAAUGUGGGGUGCUGGUGCUGAACAAGGAGGGGUAAUCCAAAUGUCAAGUGGGAAAAUGGACUUGAAGGAACCCUAUUAUCGGAUGUCACAACCACAGCCCUAUGCAUGGGUUCAAGAUCAACAGCCUCAUCAACUCAUGCAGUCGCAGUGUGAACAGGAAACGGCUCUUCUGUCUCAGGAUGUUAGCAGCUCUGGUGUAAUAUCAACCCAGGGUUCAGGUCCUUGACUUCUAAUGUAAUAGAAAAUGACCUAGUUGAUCAACUUUUCCUUCGGGAAAAAUUCAUACCACAAGCUUGUUGCAGGUCUGCUCCCUUCACCUUGUUUGGGGUCCUGAAAUUUAUUGUAAGCCUAUAACUAAUCAUUGAUUAGGCAGAAAGGUUGGUUGUUGUAACCUAGUGUUAUGUGGUACUGCCAAAUUUCUAUGUUUUUCUGAAUGGGGAUUUGGCUCAUGGAUGGUAUGUGUUUCUGAAAUGGUCAAAUAAAUGUGAAAUUAUAUUCUGACAAAUAA